CACACUCACACCUUCUUCUUGUUCAGUCAUCGUGCUUCUGUGUCAGAGGAGAGAAGAAAAAACAGUGGUGGUGAGAAAAAUGACGGCGGCCGGAGUAGCAUCGGUACAGACGAAGAAGCUCCUCAAGUUCAGCCUUUCUCUCUUCCGUCGCGGCUUUAACUCCUCGAAAUGCAAAACGGCGGCGAAGAUGGCUGUGGCUCGGAUAAAGUUACUGAGGAACAAGAGACAAGUUGUGGUUAAGCAAAUGAGGCGUGACAUCGCCCUUCUUCUUCAGUCCGGUCAAGAUGCAACCGCUCGAAUCAGAGUUGAGCACGUGAUUAGGGAGCAGAACAUCUUGGCGGCUAACGAAAUCAUUGAGCUUUUCUGCGAACUCAUCGUUUCUCGUCUCACUAUCAUCACCAAGCAGAAGGAAUGUCCUGUGGAUCUAAAGGAAGGCAUUGCGAGUUUGAUAUUCGCUGCGCCUAGGUGCUCUGAGAUACCUGAGCUUGGAGAUCUGAAAGACAUCUUUGAGAAGAAGUACGGAAGAGAUUUCGUUUCUGCUGCUACUGAGCUGCGUCCUACCUGUGGCGUCAACCGGAUGUUGAUUGAUAAGCUUUCGGUUAGGCAUCCUGCUGGAGAAUUCAAAUUGAAAUUCAUGAAGGAGAUUGCAAAGGAGUUCCAGGUUGAUUGGGACACUACUGAGACUGAGCAAGAACUUCUCAAACCUCAACAAGAAACCAUUGAUGGGCCACGUGCGUUUGUUAGCGCAUCAAGCUUACCAGUAAACCGUGCUGCUUCUGACGAUCCCAUUGAUCCUCCUCCUACCAAACCAGUGCCCAGAUCGAGUAGUAGCAUCAACACGCAUUAUCACGACACCGAGUCAGCAGCUGAAGCAGCAGCUGAAUUAGCCAAGCAGGCGGUUGCAGCAGCUCAAGUAGCCGCCUUGUUAGCUAACAGAAGAAGAGACAGCAGCAACAAGGAGGAGUUCUCUGUAUCCUCCUCCUCGUCUUUGGAUCAUUCCACAAGACAAUCUGAAGCAAGCUCCUACUACUACGCUAAACCUUCCGUAGAAAACAGAGGAAACACCAGAAGACACAGCUGCAACAAUCCAGGUGUAAAUGAAGAAGAAGCCAAGGAAACAAUGAGGAGGAGACACACACUUCCUCCUCCAGCGACUUCUGAGGUCAAGUUUGAUGAGUCUGACUACUACUACGAGGAAGAUACAGAGCCAGAAGAAGGACCCUUACAGAGGAGUCGUGCUUCUUCUUCCCUCCCGCCAAACAGAGCACCACCUCAGGCUCCUCCUCCUCAGUCCGGUGAUUCGAGAAGGGACUCGAGCGGUCACCAUGUGCACCCAAAACUGCCUGAUUAUGAUGACUUGGCGGCACGUUUUGACUCUAUCAGGCAGAGUAAGGGGCCAUUGUUCUGAAGCUUGGGAACUUCGUUUACAUAUAUAAAUAGAAAGAAAAUCACGUGUUUGGGGGGGAUUUAUGCAAGUAUUGUGUUUUACUACAUUGGUUGGUGAUUGUGUAUGAAGAAGAAAAAAAGCAUUACUUUUUUUUGUUGUACUUUCAAUAACGCGGUUCGUUUUUGUUGUGAUUUUCAUCAAUCUUGCGACGUUCUUAAGUGCUAUCGAAACUACUUCUAUUCA
Raphanus sativus (radish) is the source of this 1630-nucleotide messenger RNA. RefSeq lists its product as uncharacterized. Gene Ontology annotation, biological process: protein transport. The transcript is spliced from 6 exons. The coding region runs from base 80 to 1408 and encodes 442 amino acids. Lineage: Eukaryota; Viridiplantae; Streptophyta; Magnoliopsida; Brassicales; Brassicaceae. The record is from RefSeq and is a predicted model, not a curated record.